GCUUCCGUGACAGCGGCAUAAGGCCGCCCGCGUCAAGACUUCCGUAGGCUGCUAAGACUUUUUCCUGCGUCUAGACUUCCGUAGGGCUGCUAAGACAACUCGCUAGCGUCAAGACGUCGUACGUUGCUAAGACUAUCCGUCCGUCAUAAAUAUGAUGUCCCCACGCAAGGAGUACAUAGCCAGACCCCCAAAGAAGAGGCCCCUGGCCCUAUUUAAUUACUCCAUGGAUAUUUCUCCACCAGUUUAUGAGGACGAUGAGAACAUGCAGCCAGAAGACCUAAGUAUGAAGAGCCGUCGUGUUCCCCCGCCUACCACGCCCACGCCCACGCCUCUGGUGUUACCGCCUUCACCCACACCGCUCGCCCCUACACGCUCGCCGGCUUCGCCCGCCCCCACUUACACGCCUCGCCGCCCCGCUGACAUCAGCGCCCUCCUGGGGCUCGUCGGAGGCAGGAUCAGCAUCUCCGCCAACAUCACCAACACCAGCAUCACUAACACAAACAUCACCAACAUUGCCACCAACGAUAUCGCCAGCAAGAGCAGCGGUGGUGGUGACUACAUCAACAACAGCAGUGUCAGCUACAACAACAGUGGUAAUUACAGCAGGAGCGCCGAUAACUACAGCAGCAACAGCUACACCAGCAGCAGCAGCAGCAGCAGCUAUACCAGCAGUUACACUAGUAGCAGCAACAGCCUCACCAGUAGCAACAGCAUCAACGGCUAUAAUAACAGCACUGUCAACAACAGCUCAAGCAGUCCUUGCAGUGCUAACUUCAGCACAAACAGCAGCAGCUUCAUGAGCAGUGCUGGCCUGCGUCUCAUCAGUGAGGUGGCUGCGGCCUGUGGGCGCCCUACAGUCCUACGGGCGCCGGGUGGGACGCCCACUGCCCACACCAGCCCCUACGCCCCUCCCACACCUCGUGAUCCUUUGCGUAAUGUUUUGAGGGAGCGCAGCGUGGGCGUGCGCUCGUGGCACUAUCAUCCGUACCUUCCUCUGGGUGUGUACGGUCUUCCGUCACCACUGCAAGUCGCUCACACGCCCACCUCCGCCCACAAGGAUGUCACCAGCCCAGCAGCACGCCCACGAGGGGGCUCAGUGUCCCCCCCAGGAGAGACUGGGUCAAGCAGCAGCGAGGGUAGCCCUGAGGGGCAGCAGGAGCCCCGGGGCCCUCGUCUGGCGUGCCCCGACUGCGGUAGACGCUACGCCACUAUGGCAGGUCUCGCCAAGCACAGGCAAUUCCACUGUCUGAAGGAUGCCGGCAGGUCGUUCUCGUGCAAGCACUGCGACAAGGUAUACACCAGCCUGGGCGCUCUUAAGAUGCAUAUACGCACCCACACGCUACCCUGCAAGUGUCACCUUUGUGGCAAGGCCUUCUCGCGGCCCUGGCUGCUGCAGGGCCACAUCAGAACCCACACCGGAGAGAAACCUUUCCAGUGCCCGCAGUGUGACCGCUGUUUCGCUGACCGCAGCAACCUGCGGGCUCACCUCCAAACCCAUACGGAUGUCAAGAAGUACGCCUGCAGGACCUGCCCGAAGACCUUCUCCAGGAUGUCCUUACUGGUGAAACACGAAGAUCACGGGUGUCCAGGGAUGCGUCCCCCGAGACCCCUAGUCUUGGCUCAAACUUCCCCGGUGUCCCUCUGACCGUAACGUCUCACAUGCUAAGGCCAGUGCCUUCACAUAGAAUAAGUUACAGUGCCGUGGCUGGACCACUUCGCCACUAACCUACUAAUUGAAGGUGAAGCUAAACGACAUUUUGGUCUCUCCUGGGCAAUUAUCAAGCCGAAAGUGAAAAGUGCCUUGACUCGGCUGUGAAAACAAACCGGAUAGUGUUACCACAGUUGUGAAUCUGCCUGUAAUCUUCAUAAGAUGAGAGUUAAACACGACUGUCAUAUAUCACCUCUCCCCAAGGCUCUCUGUGAGGGAGGCGAGCAGUCAGCUGUUCUCGUGUCCAGACGUAAAGGAGCCAAAGUGUCACUUAGUGCCUGUAAUGGUGCUGUGUCUAGUCAAGUUACACCCACUGUUGGUUGCUAGCCUCAGAGAGGAACAUGACCUAUCUUGCAUGAACCAUAAUGAUCUCACAAAAGAUUGGCAUUCACAAACUGUCUGAAAUAUGUGCCACAUUAGCUAUAACCCACCAUUCAGUCUUCAGACAAUACUACGAGUACUCGUGACCCUGUACGAGUACCUUCAUAACAUAACAAGAGUGAGUCAAGUUCUAGCUCAGUGUGUGUAUGUGUGUGUGUAUGUGUAUGUGUAUGUGUCUCAUACACAUGUGUGAAUGUGUGUGUGGACUCACACACACAUUUACACAUACACACUCGCGAGUGUUUGUGAGCAGGCCAGGUGUGUUCCUCUCUGAGUUGUCCCCAGCUUUACCCAAGACCCCUCUGCAGCAGCCUGGGGUCUGCUCAACGUACCUACAUUCCACCAGUCUCGUCCAUUGUAAUCCCGCUGUGGGGAGAGAGAGAGAGAGAGAGACUGGCUGCCUGAGAAUAAAGGCCAGGCACACCACCGUGAGAGUCUUGUGAGAAUGGAGAGUGUGAGAAGGAGGGUUUGAAAAUGACUGGAGAGUGAGAGAAGGAAUGAAUCUAUUCCAGAGAGAGAGAGAGAAAAGUGCAAACGAUCGAUUUAGAGAAAGCAACGACUGGAGAAACGAUAAACGUACGUAUAAAAUGAGAUUAAGUUGAGGUAAUCAGUUACGUGAGUCAGUUCUCUCCUCUCCUCAGCAGCGAGGAACUUCUUAAUCCGUAUCUGUAUCGAAAACUCGUCGAGACCUGAGUCCUUUCCUUGAGACAUGGUGAAACUUUCCGUUUAAGACAUUAUGUGCUUUAUUUUAGACAUGAUGAGACGUAUAUUAUGUGACCCUAGACUGGUGCGUGUGUCAAAAAUACUUACUGGUUCUGUCCUUACGAUGCCUUAAUGUACGCGUAUGUGUAAAUGUGUUGAUAUAUUUAUGUAUACAACCCGUGCUGUCCCGUUGAUCCUAUACACGAGUUAUACACCGUCUUGUAUUAUGCACUGGGCGCUCGUGCAGGAGUCCGAAAAGACUAAAGCAAGAGCCUGGAAAGUUACUAUAACACCGUUCGUCAGAGUCCCAAUGCAUUCCUCAAAGGACUCCCUGGAAAACCCCACUGAAUGUCCUUCCCAAGACCUUAAAAUGUCUUAGAGGACAUCUGAAGGGAUGAUUCUGGGACUCCUGUGAGACUCUUCCUGUGAGGAGCCAUCACAACACCAAUGACUAGUGUAGUAUUCUCGUGUGUGGCAUCAGAGAGGGACAAGUGCCACUGUGCCAACCACAAUACGGUGCCUUCUUCAAUACAAACUGUCUUCCUGUUGUAUAUGCAGAUUUGUCUUAGUUUCAA
Molecule: messenger RNA, 3366 nt
Organism: Cherax quadricarinatus
Lineage: Eukaryota; Metazoa; Arthropoda; Malacostraca; Decapoda; Parastacidae
Product: zinc finger protein SNAI3-like
Biological process (GO): regulation of transcription by RNA polymerase II
Molecular function (GO): DNA-binding transcription factor activity, RNA polymerase II-specific; RNA polymerase II cis-regulatory region sequence-specific DNA binding
Source: RefSeq, a predicted model, not a curated record